AUGACUAUCAUGCUCGCAGCACGGGCUGCCCCUACCAGCGAUGGCCAAGACACGCCAAUAACUGGCCUCGGGACUCGUAGCGUUGCCAGCGGUUGCUAUCCCUUUGCUUCCCCUCGUUGCGGUCUCUCUGAAACAUACUGCCAAUGCGCUGACGGGCGAUUUUACGAAUACAACGAUAAAAAGGGAUGUAACCCUCCCGGUGGAAUUAUCUCGGAGUCAGUGACUGGUAUUCCGGGAUACACCUGCACCUAG
Molecule: messenger RNA, 252 nt
Organism: Aspergillus costaricaensis CBS 115574
Lineage: Eukaryota; Fungi; Ascomycota; Eurotiomycetes; Eurotiales; Aspergillaceae
Exons: 3
Coding region: 1-252 (83 amino acids)
Source: RefSeq, a predicted model, not a curated record